Molecule: messenger RNA, 1490 nt
Organism: Solanum lycopersicum (tomato)
Lineage: Eukaryota; Viridiplantae; Streptophyta; Magnoliopsida; Solanales; Solanaceae
Source: RefSeq, a predicted model, not a curated record
UUCAUCAUUUUCUUCUAACUUGCGUAGUUGCAAUGAACUGCGUCACUGCUCCCAAGGCGAAUUGGCGAUGUUCGCCGGCGAUUUCGUUCUACUCCGAUUCCACUAAACUCUACAAUCGGAGCAGCAUCCGCUUCUACGCCGGAAACCGGAACUCCAGCAGAAUCAGAUGCAACUUGAAAGCUACCGGCAGCAGCAACAAUCAGCCGGAAACAAGUACCGGAAUCCAGCUAUAUAGAGAUAUUGAGAGAUUACUUACAGAGACAGUGAAGCAAUCUCAAGAUUGGGGAAGUUCACAGGACUGGGAUGAAAUCGAGGGAGCAUGGGUAUUGCAACCAAAAACAUCAAAGCCGAAGUUAGUCGUACAUUUUAUUGGAGGUGUUUUUGUUGGGGCUGCUCCGCAGCUUUCUUACCGCCUGUUCCUUGAGCGGCUCAGACAGAAGGAUGUCUUGGUGAUUGCUACACCUUAUGCUAGUGGAUUUGACCAUUUCUACAUUGCAGAUGAAGUGCAGUUUAAGUUUGAUAGGUGCCUUAGAUUUCUCCAAGAAAGAGUACAAGACCUUCCUGUAUUUGGCAUUGGGCACUCUUUAGGAUCUGUAAUUCACCUUUUGAUUGGAGCUAGAUAUGCUGUGAAAAGAAACGGGAAUGUAUUGAUGGCUUUCAACAACAAGGAUGCCAGCCUUGCAGUGCCGUUGUUCUCAUCUGUUCUUGUUCCAAUGAUGCAAAACUUAGGACCAGUUUUAUCACAGAUCGCAUCAUCACCAACCAUUCGUCUUGGGGCGGAGAUGACUAUGAAGCAAAUAGAGAACCUUAGCCCCUCAAUCAUGAAGCAAGUUUUUCCACUGGUUGAGCAACUGACUCCUCUAUACACGGACUUGAUUAAUGGAAAAGAAAAUUUCACUCCAAGACCAGAAGAAACUCAAAGACUGAUAAGGUCCUACUACGGGAUUUCGAGGAAUCUCUUAGUUAAGUUCAAAGAUGAUACAAUCGACGAAACUUCAACACUAGCUCAGGUGCUCAGCUCAGGUUCCGCCAUCAGCUCAAUGCUGGAUAUGUCUAUCCGCACUCUUCCUGGAGACCAUGCGCUUCCUCUACAGCAGGCUCUACCAAAUGCUCCUCCAGGAAUGACGGACGCUGUUAACAGGAGCAGCGAGCUAUUGGCGAACUUGACAGCAGGAACGCCAUGGGAAAACGUCACGAAGGAAGUCGGCAAUACGCUCGGUAAUGUAGACUCUAUAAUUCUUAAUUCUGGGAAUUCAAAGGACUUGGAUAUGCUUGUGGAGACAAUAACAUCAUGGAUGUACUCUAACACUGGCCCAAAACUUUUACAGUGAUAUAUGCUAAAAAAAAUAUAUGUAUAUGAACCCUACUGAAUGGUUCUGUAAUUUGUAAUGAUUGUAUAUACUUGAUUGACAUUUAGUACUCAUGUAUAAUAAUGUGACUAACUUUUUGAAUGUUUUGGUAUAAAAAGGUCAAUUAUUUGUAACUGGUAA